GUCUCUUCCGACUGUCGGCUGCAAAACCCACGGAUUCUUAACAGGAGAGGAUUUGACCUCAGUCAACACAAGUUGUAAUGGGUGCAACGGGGGUCGGUAAGGUGCUUCUAGCCCUUCUGGGAAUCGCUGUUGUCGUUACUUUAAUUGCUGUACCAACGGCUAUAUUCUUGAACGAUGACAAGAAAGAGACUGUCCAGAGAACAUAUACUCUAGAUGACUAUUUCAACAGCUCCAUCAGAACCAGAUCAUACAGUGUGCGCUGGGUUUCAGACAAAGAGUAUCUCCAUAAAACAAGGGAGGGCACAGUUUAUCUCCACAAUGUUGAGACAGGAAACAGCAGUGAAUUCCUCAGUCGCUCCAAAUUUGAUCAAGUGAGAGCAUUCGAUUAUUUAGUGUCUGCAGAUCGCAUGUUCACAUGCUUCAUGAGCAACUACACAAAGUUGUGGAGACAUUCAUUCUUGGCUUCUUACUCAAUCUACGACCAUGCAAUGUCGGGCUUUAUUAACACUGACAUACCACAUGAAGUCCAGUACCUUGCUUGGGCUCCUGUUGGGAAUAGACUGGCUUUUGUUUGGGAGAAUAACGUGUAUGUGAAGACGAGCCCAACUUCACAACGCCAGCAAGUUACCCACAACGGACAGCACAAUCAGAUCCUCAAUGGAGUCCCUGACUGGGUUUAUGAGGAGGAAAUGUUUUCCACAAACUACGCUCUGUGGUGGUCUCCUGGGGGAAGGUACAUUGCCUACGCUGAAUUUAAUGAUUCUCAGGUCCAUACCAUUGAAUACUCAUGGUAUGGUGGAGAUCAGUACCCACAGACGGUUCUAAUUCCAUAUCCAAAGCCUGGAACCCCAAACCCAACAGUUCGCCUUUUUGUUGUUGAUGCAACAAAUGUUUCCAGUAUAACAGAGGUUGUGGUUCCCAGCUCUGUUGGUGCAGGUGAACAUUACCUGAGCACAGUUACAUGGGUAACAGAUGACCGAAUUGCGGUCCAGUGGCAGAGGAGAACACAGAGCAGUGUAACGUUACAAAUCUAUGAGCGAAGUGGAAACACAUGGAGGGAGUCUUCGAAACUUGACCAAACAAGCAAGACAGGUUGGGUUGGGCGGUUUUCACCGUCGGAUCCUGUCUUUGCAAAAGAUGGCCAAAGUUUUUACCACAUCAUGAGUGAUUCAAAUGGUUUUAAACACAUUCACCAUGUCACUGAUGGCAGGGCAACACCCAUUACUACAGGGAACUGGGAGGUCAUUAGCAUUCUAAAGGUCACCCAAGAUGCUCUAUUUUAUGUGAGCAAUGAACACAACAGUCAACCUGGACAAAGAAAUGUUUACAAGGUAGCUAUACAGGGAUCCACAUAUUCCAGUCCUGUGUGUCUCACCUGUACACUCAUGGAAGAAAGAUGUAAAUAUAACUCCGCCUCAUUUAGCCACGAUGCUACAUAUUACAUCAUGGCUUGUUAUGGUCCUGGAUUACCUUUUUACUCCCUCAGAAGCCACAGCGGUGCUGACUCAGAGAUUAAAGUUUUGGAGGAAAAUGAACAUCUGGAAAACAUCUUAAAGGACUUUGCAAUGCCCUCAGUCAUUCACAAGACAAUGAAGAUUGGAGAAUUUGACCUGUGGUAUCAGAUGACUCUUCCUCCAGGAUUUGACAAAAACAAAAAAUACCCACUGCUAAUUGAUGUUUAUGCAGGGCCUUGCAGCCAGAAGUCUGAUUUUCGCUACAGGUUGAACUGGGCAACAUACCUUGCCAGCACAGAGAAGAUCAUUGUUGCCAGCUUUGAUGGCAGAGGAAGUGGUUACCAAGGAGACAAGAUAAUGCACUCAAUUUACAAACAGCUAGGGACCUAUGAAGUGGAAGAUCAGAUAACUGCUGCAAGGCAUUUCAUAGACGAGGGCUUUAUUGAUAAAGAAAGAGUUGCCAUUUGGGGUUGGUCUUAUGGAGGCUAUGUCACUUCAAUGGUUCUGGGAGCAGGAAGUGGGGUUUUCAAGUGUGGCAUGGCAGUUGCCCCGGUUUCCAAAUGGGAAUAUUAUGACACGAUUUAUACAGAGAGAUACAUGCUUCAGCCUUCUGAAAACAGAGAGUCCUAUCUUAGCUCCACUGUGACGGGAAGAGCCAAGAAUUUCGCAUCUGUUCAGUACCUGCUGGUUCAUGGCACAGCUGAUGAUAACGUGCAUUUCCAGCAGGCAGCUCAAAUCUCCAAAGCACUUGUAGAUGAGCAGGUGGACUUUGAGGCCAUGUGGUAUACUGAUGAGGACCAUGGUCUGGGAGGUUCAGCCAAUCAGCAUGUCUACACCCACAUGAGCCACUUCCUACUAAAAUGUUUUGCCUGAAAAGAGGUGCUGAGAACUGAGAUUUCUCUCUACAAACAAUAUGUUAUUUUUUGCAUUUCUUUCAGUCAUAUCAGUGUUGACUGAACAUAGAUUAUUUAUUACUGCAAAAAUUAUGAAUACCGUGUGUGGAGAGUGUCUCUGGCUUGUAAUAUAUUCUAAAAUGUGGUUGAAACUUCUGUAUAUUAAUGAACAAGUUAACUAAUUGCCUUAUUACACAAUUAUCAUUCAAAAGCAACAAAAUAAACAAAUAAAUAAACAAUGCAUGAAGAGCCAAAAACAAAUUGCUGGACAUGAUCAAACUGAAAAGCGCAUUUUCAUUGUCGUCUGUUCAUUUUAUAUUUGAUUUAUAAAACAAAGACAACUUGGAAAGCCUUCUGUGCGGUGAUUUUUUUUUAUAUCAGUUUACCUGUAUACUGAGAAAGUGAAACAUGAGCCAUUUUUUCAUUUGUCAGCUUCACUCCAUCGUAUACGCUUGACCGUAAUGGACUAUGCAAUUAUUGUAAUUUAUCAUGUAUUUGAAUUAUAUGCCUUGUUAAAGUUACAGUUUUGUUAAAUCAAGUUGG
Chanos chanos (milkfish) is the source of this 2890-nucleotide messenger RNA. It is a transcript of the gene dpp4, whose product is annotated as dipeptidyl-peptidase 4. The transcript is spliced from 26 exons. Lineage: Eukaryota; Metazoa; Chordata; Actinopteri; Gonorynchiformes; Chanidae. Gene Ontology annotation, molecular function: serine-type endopeptidase activity; dipeptidyl-peptidase activity. The coding region runs from base 78 to 2327 and encodes 749 amino acids. The record is from RefSeq and is a predicted model, not a curated record. Gene Ontology annotation, cellular component: plasma membrane. Gene Ontology annotation, biological process: proteolysis.